This is a messenger RNA of Colletotrichum truncatum, 966 nucleotides long. NCBI's taxonomy places the organism in Eukaryota, Fungi, Ascomycota, Sordariomycetes, Glomerellales, Glomerellaceae. The record is from RefSeq and is a predicted model, not a curated record.
AUGAGGUCCGACGACAACAUGAGGUCCUCAUUGUCACUCACUUUUCUGCUGGCCUUGCUCCUGGCCGUCGCGGUGCCCUUCACCGCGGCUCAGAAAGUCAAGAACAUCAUGGAGGCCGCGUCCCAGCUUCCACAAUGCGCUGUCACCUGCAUCCUCUCGGCGAUGGAUGAUUCGCCAUGCAACUUGACAAAUACCACGUGCAUUUGCAACGAUGCUACAUUUGAACAAAAAACGGAAGGGUGCAUCAUGGGAAGCUGUCCUAUCAGAGACGCUCUUCAUGCUAAGAAUGUUUUUAUGACGACUUGCGAUAAACCUAUCAGGGAUAAUGGUCCUGAAUAUGUGCGAUUGAACUGGGCGCUCUUGGUUAUCUCGACCUUCACCAUUACUGCCCGAAUUUCAUUCAAGUUUUUCUCGUCGGCAGAACCAGGAUGGGACGACAUGUUUGCCUUCCUUGCCUACCUCGCUGUUCUACCCUCAUUUAUCAUCAACCUCGUGGGGUUAAUUCCAGCUGGCAUUGGUAAAGAUAUCUGGACCCUUACAUCGGAGCAAAUCGAGAAGUUUGGGUUUUGGUUCUACUUGCUGGAGCCAAUGUAUUUCAUACAAAUGGGUCUGGUGAAGAUGGCCAUCCUGUUCUUCUUCAUGCGCAUCUUUGACCGUGCCGUUCUCAAACGUUACUUAUGGGCAACGGUUAUAUUCAACGCCGUCAACACCUUCGUCUUCCUAAUGGUUGGCAUCUUUCAAUGCACGCCUAUCUCUUUCUACUGGACAAGAUGGGAUGGCCAGCAGCGUGGAACAUGCAUCGACAUUAAUGCUGUCGCCUGGGCGAAUGCUAUUAUUAGCAUUCUUCUUGACGUGUGGAUGCUCCUCUUGCCCCUCUCGGGAAUUAGGACUCUCAACCUACACUGGUGGAAAAAGCUUGCCGUUAGCAUGAUGUUCUGCGUUGGUACCUUGUGUAACUAUCAUUAG